Messenger RNA from Pygoscelis adeliae (Adelie penguin), 1182 nucleotides. It is a transcript of the gene CACNG5, whose product is annotated as calcium channel, voltage-dependent, gamma subunit 5. The coding region runs from base 1 to 1182 and encodes 393 amino acids. Gene Ontology annotation, molecular function: voltage-gated calcium channel activity; channel regulator activity. Gene Ontology annotation, cellular component: postsynaptic density membrane; AMPA glutamate receptor complex. Gene Ontology annotation, biological process: neurotransmitter receptor transport, postsynaptic endosome to lysosome; postsynaptic neurotransmitter receptor diffusion trapping; regulation of AMPA receptor activity. NCBI's taxonomy places the organism in Eukaryota, Metazoa, Chordata, Aves, Sphenisciformes, Spheniscidae. The record is from RefSeq and is a predicted model, not a curated record. The transcript is spliced from 7 exons.
AUGCCCGGAGGAGCCUGCUAUGCUCCUCGUUUCUACAAGACCAGUGGCUUUGUCCUCAUUCAUGUUAGCUUUUUCCCACCCCUGCCAUCCCGCUCGUAUGAGCUCCAGGUGCACGUGUGUGUUACAAAGCUGCCCCCAGACCCAGGCACCGAGCAGCGGGAGGCUCCUUGGUGGUGUCCAGAAAGCGGGUCUGACCUGCAGCACCGCUGUCCCCACCGCUGUCCCCACCGUGUCCCUCACACCCCCCCGAACCUCCGCAGGGGAGAGAGCAACGAAGAGGAGGCCUCGCGGGAGCUGGUAGGUGGCCUGCGUAGUGCAGCGGUAGACGGCUCCGUCCUGACGGCCGCAUCCCCUCUCCCGGCAGCCGUCCCCGCCGCCGCCGCCUCGGCCCCCCCUGCUUUCGCCGUCUGCGGCCUCGGCCUCCUGGGCAUCUCCGUCAGCACCGACUACUGGCUCUACCUGGAGGAGGGCAUCGUCCAGCCCCAAAACCAGACGGUGGAAAUCAAAGUGUCGCUGCACUCGGGGCUCUGGAGGGUCUGCUUUCUGGCAGGUGAAGAGCGUGGCCGGUGCUUCACUAUCGAAUACGUCAUGCCCAUGAACAUCCAGCUGACGUCUGAAUCCACAGUCAACGUCCUGAAGAUGAUCCGCUCUGCCACCCCCUUCCCUCUGGUCAGCCUCUUCUUCAUGUUCAUCGGCUUCAUCUUGAGCAACAUCGGCCACAUUCGGCCUCACAGGACCAUCCUCGCCUUCGUCUCGGGGAUAUUCUUCAUCCUGUCGGGUCUGUCCCUGGUGGUGGGGCUGGUCCUCUACAUAUCCAGCAUUAACGACGAGAUGCUGAACAGGACCAAGGACUCGGAAACGUUCUUCAAUUACAAAUACGGAUGGUCAUUUGCCUUCUCUGCCAUCUCGUUCCUUCUCACAGAGAGUGCCGGGGUGAUGUCCGUUUACCUGUUCAUGAAGCGAUAUACGGCCGAGGACAUCUACCGACCUCACCCCGGCUUCUACCGUCCCCGUCUGAGCAACUGCUCCGACUACUCGGGGCAGUUCUUGCACCCGGACGCGUGGGCACGGGGACGCAGCCCUUCGGAUAUCUCCAGCGAGGCGUCCCUGCAGAUGAACAGUAACUACCCGGCUCUGCUCAAGUGCCCCGACUACGACCAGAUGUCCUCGUCCCCGUGCUGA